Molecule: messenger RNA, 768 nt
Organism: Aureobasidium melanogenum CBS 110374
Lineage: Eukaryota; Fungi; Ascomycota; Dothideomycetes; Dothideales; Saccotheciaceae
Exons: 2
Coding region: 1-768 (255 amino acids)
Source: RefSeq, a predicted model, not a curated record
AUGUCGUCUAUUCUUGCAAAAGUUGGCUUGACAGCAAGCGCUAGCUUUGUUUUCUCACGAUGCUGCAGUAGCAUUGCUCCAUUCGAACUGCUGGCUCGCUGCUUCCACUCAUCUCAGUCAUGGUACACACCGUACAAUGAUCGAGCUGCGAAAAAUGCCAAAGCCCGCGAGAAGUACGCCAACGACCCAGAGUAUCGCAAAAAGAAAAUCCAGCAAGCCACUGAGCGGAACCGCCAGAGAUAUAUAAAUGACCCAGCUUACCGCGAAUAUCUCCGUCAGGCCACCACGAGAUUGAGAGCUAGAAAUCGACCCGAGCACGUGCAGAAGUUUCUCAACGAUGCAGAGUAUCGCAACUCCCUGAGAAGAGAGCGCUUAAGAAGUAGCGCAUCUACACAGAAAACACAUGUCAAUUUCAAAGAGAACGUCAACAAUUGUCAUCAGAGAGACUUGCUUUUCCACUGGGUUUUGAAUGCAAAAUGGCGACGUCGACUCGUUUGGGAAACACACGAGCCAUUGGUAUCCGAGGAGCGCGAAGGCACGCCAGGACGGCUUUGGUGGCGACGGAAGAAGGUUGGUGAGAAGUCUGCUGGCAAUACAGACGAGCAAUCUAGCGAGCAGAUGCUCAACUGCCAUUCCUGUUUCUGUGACAUGGACUGGGAGAAAGCCUUGCCACUAGGCUACAGAGGGCAUGUCUUUGGUAGUGGGAAACGCCUCAAGCAGCCGGACUGGGACAAUUAUCCUCCUCCAUCACCUUCCUCCUCGCCGUAG